AUGAUCACGCAACUCUCUCAACUUUUAACUCUCAACUCUUUGCAGCUACUCUGCCUGGCCGUUGUCUGCUGCGUCCAGGCGGCUCUGAGAGCACCAGAGCCACGCUCAGCCACGCCCACUGCCAGUGAUAAGCAGGCGCCAGCUGGUGUCCUCGACUCCGUGCUGCGCGGCAAUGGCAAGAGUCGUCAGUCGCGCUGCGUCCGCUGCUACGAGGAUCGGUAUUAUGGCAGCAGCGGCAGCGAUCGAUACGGUGGCUACUCGAGCCGGGGCAGCGAGGAGCCGCGCAGCUCGUGGUACUACUCCUAUGAUCGCUACGAUGAUCGCGGUCGGGAUCGUGACUAUGACAGAUCCUACAGUCGCGAUGAUCGCUACAAGCCUCGCACCUAUGAUCGGUACGAGGGACGCGGCUACGAUGAUUACUAUAGACGCGGCUCCAGCAGCUACGAUCGCAGCCCUGGUUAUUCGAGCUACUCGGGUUACUCGGGCUACUCGGGCUACGACAGCAGGGAUCGUUACUCCGGUGAUCGCUACGGUGACAGUUCACGGGAUCGUUACAGUGAUCGCUACGGCGGUGAUCGUUACGGCGAUCGUUAUAGCGAUCGUUCGAGGUCAGGGUAUGACAAAUACGAUCCGUAUGACCGCUACUAUUCAAGGUAUGAUUAUCGCAAUUAUCGUCCAUGGGAUGAGACCUACAGAGGUCAGUCGGGCUUCGAUAAUUCGGGCCGUGGCUAUUAUUUUGCCGGCGAUGACGAUGAUCGUCGCUCGAAUGCGCAACCGUUCCACGAUCGCGAUCGCACCCCCGCCUCCCCCUGCGGCCAUAUGAUCAGCAAUUGUCCCUAUGACAGUCGCGGUGGCACCAAGGUCUCCUCCUCGGCCAUCGGCAGCGAUGGCUAUCGUGGCGGCCACACAAGCGUCAUGGGCGACAUGGCCAAGCCCAAUGGCCAGGGCAGCUGGACGUAUCUGGGCGACCAGGAUAAGCAAAGCUCACGAGGUAGUAGUGGUGGUGGCUCCAGUAAUGGAAGCGGUUCUGCGUCUGCUGCUGGCGGUGGCGGUGGCGGUGGCAGCUCUAGUGCAAAUGGCGGGGGUAGUGGCGGCGGGGGUGGUCGGGACAGAGAGCGAGAUGCACAGAGCUCUUCCUAUGGUGGACGACCACGCCCUCUAGGCGGCAGUUAUCUAUUCGAUCGGGACAGCAAUGCCGUUCCACAGAGCUCCAGCGAUGCGGCUAACUCAAAUGGUAAUGGUGGUGAUGGUGGUAAUGGUAGCGCCAGCAUGCCAGCAGCUGCGGCCCAAACGGCGGCCAAGCCAAACGAGUCCCAGGACAUCGAUGGCCAGGAUAAGACGAAGGCAAUGCAGUGAUAAUGCCUGCAACGGAGCAGCCGCAGCAGCCGCCUUGUAGGCGUGGCUUAACUUAAUUUCUUAU
Molecule: messenger RNA, 1420 nt
Organism: Drosophila grimshawi
Lineage: Eukaryota; Metazoa; Arthropoda; Insecta; Diptera; Drosophilidae
Product: RNA-binding motif protein, X-linked-like-3
Exons: 4
Coding region: 1-1356 (451 amino acids)
Source: RefSeq, a predicted model, not a curated record